AUGCCUUCCACACUUCUCAAAACAUCCAUCUUCCUCGCCUUUCUCCAUUUCACCAGCGCCCGACCGCAAACCCAAACGCAAGCCGGCUCCUUCGCCAUCGGCGCCGUGGACGACUGGGCCUCCAGCGGCAACUAUCUCAUCUACUCCUGCGGGUCCGAAGUCCCUAACGUCAAAAACAUCCUAGACUCCACCUACCUGUCGCUGCAAACUGCGAUGCUAUCCACCGACAGCGCCGCUUACAAGGCCUUCUUCCGCACCGCACUUCCCAGUUCCGUGUCCGCCGUGCUCAGUGCCAUUGCCGCCGGCACGAACAUCACGACCCCAAGCCACGGGUCGCGCCGCCCGACCGUGGUGUGCGUGAACGCAAUGGACCCGCAGAUCCGCACGUUCUGGACAAUCUGCCGGCACUCGGAACAUACGGUGGUGAUCCAACCCCCGGGGACGGCCCUCGUGUUCCUCUGUCCCAUCUUCUUCGACAGAAACCCACUCCCCCAGCCCGCAGACUGCGGCGUUGUGAACCACGCCCGCACGGGACUGAUCGCCCACAACUACAUUGCCGGGACGCAGUACGGCUUCUUGGUGCAAGCGCUCGCGGAAGUUUAUAUCCGGGAGACGAGGUAUGGAGGGAAGGCGGUAGGCGGGGACGUUCGGGACGAAAAUGCAUGCCUGGCGCUACCGCCUAGUCAAGCCUUGAUGAACCCGAGCAGUUAUGCCUUCUAUGUCUCGAACCUUCGAGCCGGAUGUACGCAGUUUCCGUCCCGGGUGCCGAUCAACAUGGACAGGGAGUUAUUGGCGAUUGACGGAGCUGGUGGCGGAAAUGUGACGGACGUCUUGACGAAUGGUUGCUUCGAUGUUGGAGCGAACUCGACGACUUGCCCUCUGUGA
Molecule: messenger RNA, 885 nt
Organism: Letharia lupina
Lineage: Eukaryota; Fungi; Ascomycota; Lecanoromycetes; Lecanorales; Parmeliaceae
Exons: 2
Coding region: 1-885 (294 amino acids)
Molecular function (GO): metallopeptidase activity
Source: RefSeq, a predicted model, not a curated record